Molecule: messenger RNA, 1161 nt
Organism: Adineta steineri
Lineage: Eukaryota; Metazoa; Rotifera; Eurotatoria; Adinetida; Adinetidae
Source: the annotation of a GenBank genome assembly
AUGGCAAAACAUUCACGUUUUACAGAUGAUAUUUGGUUUACACCAGCUCCAAGUGCAGCUCAAAUUCCUGUUCGAACUAUAGAUGAUUUACGUAAUGAAAUCUUUGUUUCUAAUAAAUAUGAAUCACUCAAACAAGGUUUAUAUACAGCUGAGGAAAUGAAAUCAAAAGAUUUAUAUGAAAAUUAUGCACCAAAUUUUAAAGAUAAAAAUAAACAAUUUAUUUAUAAAUAUAUUAAUGAAAUACGACAUUAUUCACCAUCACCAGAUAGAUAUUUAUUAAUAACAAGAUGGAGACCAUUUAUGCCUGAUGUAUUACCAGAUAGUUUAACACGUCCAUCGACUAGAAUUCGAUUUCAAUCUGAUGUUUUUAAUUAUCAAUCAUGUGGUGAUAAUCAAACAGUAGAAUGGUAUUUAAAUUUUGCAAAUCAUGAUCUAUUUGCUUACUAUGGUGGACCAUUAUUAGCACAAGAUGAAUUACAAGUAUUAGAAUGUGUUGAAUUAGCAGCAUUAAGAGAAUAUUUUGUUCAAACAAUAAAUACAGUGGGAUCAUCUACAGUUAGUUCUAAUCGAAAUAAAACUUUACCAACACCUAUUUUAAUAAGUAAUACUGAACGAGUAAUUCAAAUGGAUACUAGUAAAGUUUAUGGAAAUGCUUUUGCUAAAGCAAGUGAAAGACAACUUAUUCAAGCAUGUAAAUACCUUGACAGUUCUCAAAAAGUUAAUUUAAUAGCUAUUGAAGCACCAAGUCAUGGUCGUGGUAGUUAUACUCGUGAUCAAAUUGAUUAUAUUCUUCUUACUUGUUAUGUUGGAUUUAAAGCAGCACAAAUACUUGCUAAUAAAACUCAUGCAUUAAAUACAUCAAAUCAACGUUCGUCUAGUCGAAGCGAAAAUAAACAUUUUCGUACAAUAAUUCAUACGGGAUGGUGGGGUUGUGGUGCUUAUGGAAACAAUCGACGAAUGAUGAUUUUAACACAGAUUCUUGCAGCAUAUUGGACUGAAAUUGAUGAACUUAUUUUUCAUACACAAUCAAAUGACUAUCAAGGAGAUAUAGAUGCGGCUCAAGAAAUUGCUCAUCAAUUAUUGAAAGAAAAACGUGUUGAUGAUGUUAUUAAUCAAAUUGUCAAAUUAAAUUUACAAUGGGAAAAAUCAAAUGAUACAUAA